CCUGCUCUUUGUCUGCAGGAAGGAGAGCAGAGCAAUGUGGCUUCUCCCCAGCUUUAAAGCCAGCCUUGCCUGGGCUCUCCUUAGCGUGGUUCUGGGGAUGGAGUUAAGUUUGCAGGAAAGUUUACUGUUAAAAUCCUUGGGUUUGAGUGCCAAGCCCAGCCCGAAAACCCCCGUUCCUGUGCCGUCUGUGCUCUGGCGGAUCUUCCAGAAGAGAAAGACGCUGCCUUCUACAAACAAAGACCUGGCGGAUGCCUGUAGGGUGGAGGAAUUUAAUGUCCCUGGGAACAUCAUCCGUGUCUUCGCUGACCAAGGCCACUUCAUUCAUAACGGGCAGCCCCAGAGGUUGCUGUGUCUGCAGAAGCGUCUGUACUUUAACCUCUCCGUGCUGGAGGAGGGCGAGCGCUUGACGAUGGCUCAGCUGGAGAUCAAAUUCAGCCACAACUCCUACCACACCUCCAGCCAGGGGCAGGUUUUUGAGCUGAGGCUCUACCAGACCUCCCAGAUGUCUCUACGGGGGAUGCCCUCCCACGAGCCCAGCCGAAAGCUGCUGGUGGAGCAGUCCUUCACCCAGCUGCACAAGUCUCUUCUCUUCAACCUGAGCGGGGCGGUGAAGGACUGGAGAACGUACAGGAGGAAUCUGGGCUUGAUCCUGGAGAUCUCGGUGAGCGGCGGCGAUGGUGCAUCAGCCCUGGCGAGCGGGGAGCUGCAGAGCCUCUGCGCCAGCAUCGACUCCUUCCUGGACACCUCUCUCCUGGUGGUGAGCCUCAGCCAGCAGCAGUGCAAGGCUUCCAGGAGGAGGAGAAGUGCUCACUACACCCCCGUCACUCCGAGCAACCUCUGCAAGCCCCGGCGGCUUUACAUCAGCUUCAGCGACGUUGGUUGGGAGAAUUGGAUCAUCGCCCCGCAGGGCUACAUGGCUAAUUACUGCCUGGGCGAGUGCCCCUUUCCCCUGACAGCGGAGCUGAACAGCACCAACCAUGCCAUCCUCCAAACCAUGGUGCACUCGCUGGACCCGGAGGGGACCCCCCAGCCCUGCUGCGUCCCCGUCAGGCUGUCCCCGAUCUCCAUCCUCUACUACGAUAACAACGACAACGUGGUGCUGAGGCACUACGAGGACAUGGUGGUGGAUGAGUGUGGCUGCAGAUAGCGGAGCGGCUGGGGGAGUGCGUGCAGUGGGGUCCCGUCUGAAGCGUUGAAUGAUUGAAGGAAUAAAUCCAAGUGUGUUAAAUCCCCUCUGUGCUGGUGUUCAGGGCGUUUCCCCUUGGUGCAUUGAGCGUCGGAGCUUCCCCCCCGCGCUGCCCUUCUCCACGUGCAGCCGGGGAGGAGGUCUGGCAUGAAGGGAUCGUUACUGGAGUUGUGAUUUAGUAAUAGCUGGGUGCUGGGCCCUCCAAGCAGCUGUCGGCCGCAGCCAGCAGCCUGUUACGGGAUUAUGAUCAGGUCUGAUGCUGGUUGUCUCUUCCGUUCUCCAUGGGCGAUGGCAGCACCAGGUUGUGAAUCCCGGACCCUUCUCGUGCUUGGCUGCUGCUGUUGCCAGCGAGGCACCCGCUCGGGAGAGCAGCAGCAGAGCUUGUGCUUUUCGGCUUUUUGGCUAAAUGCUGCAGCUUUCUCAGUGCAAAAAGACUUUUUUUGGUGAAAUGAUGCUGGUGGUUCCCUGCUGCCUGGGUGCAGGGUUAGGCUGCAGUGCGGCCAUGCCGGGAGGAGGUGAUGCGGCUGCUCCAGUCCUGCUGCAGGAAGAGGUAUGGUGUCAUGGCACGAGCCGCAUCGCUGCGGCUCUGUGUGACUGAAUCCCUUCCCAAAGGAGCCUGGAGGAGCGCGGGUUUCUCUUUUGCUGUGGGAACUCGGGCCUCAGCUUUUCUUAUUGCGCGGUUGGCG
Molecule: messenger RNA, 1872 nt
Organism: Gymnogyps californianus (California condor)
Lineage: Eukaryota; Metazoa; Chordata; Aves; Accipitriformes; Cathartidae
Gene: GDF1
Product: growth differentiation factor 1
Exons: 2
Coding region: 35-1147 (370 amino acids)
Biological process (GO): BMP signaling pathway; SMAD protein signal transduction
Cellular component (GO): extracellular region
Molecular function (GO): growth factor activity; cytokine activity
Source: RefSeq, a predicted model, not a curated record